AUGGUGCCUGAUCAGCCAAGCAUUCAGCGUCAGAGUUCAUUCCAACACGGUCCAACUCGGAUAUACUAUCGCCAGCAUUCAAGGCCUUUAGUACCUCCUCCUGAGUGUUCGGAUAAUGAAUCAGUUGGUAGUGGAGAGAGUGGUAAUGUUCCUACUUAUACUUCUAUUUACCCUCCUAAUGAGGAUAAAUUAAGUUACAUGCAUUCUGCUCCUGUUUCUCCGCGUUCUUCUUCUGCAUCGAUAGAUUGUGAUCCCUCACCUACCACUUUCCAUGCGCAUCAUGAAUCGGUGGAAAUAAAGUCUCAUGAUACCCAUCCAUACUUGAAGCAUUCGAUUUCAUAUGUUGAUCCAAGGACACGAGGCCAGAGUCAACAAAUUGUUCAAUAUACUGCCUCUAAAGGUUCUUUGAAGUUUUUGCUUUUGCAUGGUAAUCUUGACAUAUGGAUUUAUGAGGCAAGGAAUCUUCCCAAUAUGGAUCUCUUUCAUAAAGCUAUAGGAGAGGUGUUGAACAAAUUACCAGGAAAACUUGGUACACUCACCAGUGAUCCAUACGUCUCGAUAUCCGUGACAACUGCUGUGAUUGGAAGAACUUAUGUGAUUCCUAAUAAUGAAAAUCCUUCAUGGAUGCAACACUUUUAUGUUCCUGUGGCACAUCAUGCUGCUGAAGUGCACUUUCUGGUUAAGGAUAAUGAUAUUCUAGGGUCCCAGCUUAUGGGUAUAGUAUCCAUUCCUGUAGAAAAGAUUCACUCUGGAGGUAAAGUACAAGGUCAUUUUCCAGUCAUCAAUACAAAUGGUAAGCCGUGCAAGCCGGGAGCUCAAUUAAGCUUGUCUAUUCAGUACACCCCAAUGGAAAGGUUAAACUUUGAUCAUCAAGGAGUAGGUGGUGGUCCUGAUUAUCAAGGUGUCCCUUCCACGUACUUUCCGCUGAGAAGAGGUGGAAUAGUUACUUUAUACCAAGAUGCUCAUGUUUUGGAUGAUAGCCUUCCAAAGUUGGAGCUUGAGGAUGGCAUGCCAUAUGUCCAUGGAAAAUGUUGGCAUGAUAUAUUUCAUGCAAUUCGCGGGGCUCGAUAUUUGAUUUACAUUACUGGAUGGUCAGUGUGGCACAAAGUUCAACUAGUUCGUGAUUCUUCUGGUACUGAGGAUAGCAGCACACUUGGAGAACUUCUCAAGGCCAAAUCACAAGAAGGAGUUCGGGUACUACUGCUUUUAUGGGAUGAUCCUACUUCUAGGAACAUCAUGGGCUACAAGACAGAUGGACUGAUGCAAACCCAUGAUGAAGAAACUCGGAGUUACUUCAAGCACUCUGCAGUGCAAGUCCUACUCUGCCCUCGUGUUGCUGGAAAGCGACAUAGUUGGGUUAAAAAGAAGGAAGUGGGAACAAUUUAUACACACCAUCAGAAGACUGUAAUAGUUGAUACUGAUGCUGGAGACAAUAAGAGAAAAAUUAUAGCUUUUCUCGGAGGACUUGAUCUAUGUGAUGGGAGAUAUGAUACUCCACACCACCCUAUUUUCAGCACAUUACAGACUGUGCAUAAGGAUGACUAUCAUAAUCCUACCUUUGCGGCAAAGGUUGCUGGGAGUCCAAGAGAGCCAUGGCAUGACCUGCACUGCAAGAUUGAUGGCCCAGCAGCCUAUGAUGUUCUGACCAACUUUGAGGAGCGGUGGCAUAGGGCGGGAAAGCCUCAUAUCAUCAAAACCCUGAAGAUAUCAUAUGAUGAUGCUUUACUUCGGUUAGAUAGAAUGCCUAACAUACUGGGGAUGUCUGAUGCUCCGCAUCUUGAUGAUAGUGAUCCUAAUGGUUGGCAUGUUCAGAUUUUUCGUUCAAUCGACUCUAGUUCUGUUAAGGGAUUCCCUAAAGACCCAAAAGAAGCCACGUACAAGAACUUGGUUUGUGGGAAGAAUGUUCUUAUUGAUAUGAGCAUACAUUCAGCGUAUGUAAAGGCCAUCCGUGCUGCCCAGCAUUUUAUCUAUAUUGAGAAUCAGUACUUUAUCGGCUCCUCAUUUAAUUGGACCUCUUACAAAGAGCUUGGUGCUAACAAUUUGAUUCCAAUGGAGAUUGCACUUAAAGUAGCGAACAAAAUCAGAGCACAUGAAAGGUUUGCAGUAUACAUUGUUAUCCCAAUGUGGCCAGAGGGGAAUCCGACUAGCGCUCCCACUCAAGCAAUAUUGUUUUGGCAGCACAAAACAAUGCAAAUGAUGUAUGAGACAAUAUACAAGGCUUUAGUGGAAGUCGGACUUGAAGAUGCAUUUUCACCACAAGAUUACUUGAACUUCUACUGUCUAGGGAACAGGGAGGAAUUCAGCGACGACGAAUCAGCUGAGGGUCUUGGUGCUGGAACACCUCAGGGACUUUGUCGGAAGAGCAGAAGAUUCAUGAUAUAUGUCCAUUCAAAAGGCAUGAUAGUAGACGAUGAGUACAUUAUUAUGGGGUCUGCGAAUAUCAAUCAACGUUCCUUAGAAGGCACUAGAGACACAGAGAUUGCCAUGGGAGCCUAUCAACCAUAUCAUACAUGGGCAACAAGAACGUCUGGCCCCAGAGGACAGAUACACGGAUACAGAAUGUCAUUGUGGGUAGAGCAUCUGGGAGUGAUGGAGGAGUGCUUUACGAGACCAGAAUCUCUGGAAUGCGCGAGAAGGGUGAGAUUGAUGGGGGAGUUGAACUGGAAGAUAUUUUCAGCAGAUGAAGUAAUAAGUAUGAGGGGACAUCUGAUCAAGUAUCCUGUUCAAGUAGAAAGAAAAGGGAAGGUCAAACCUCUGCAUGGAUGCGAGAGUUUUUUAGAUGUAGGCGGGCGUAUAGUGGGAUCAUUUAUGGGCAUUCAAGAAAACCUUACCAUUUAAUCACUAAAUGCGCAGAAUUCAGGAUUUCUUUUCUUUUCUUCGUUUUGCCAUAUGCUAAUGUCAGAGCUUACAACCUUCAUAUAUAUAGUGGGUGUUUGGCUGGGGCUUUUAAGCCCCGCUUCUGGAGUUUUAAGUUAGAAGCACUUUUUCGUACCGUUUGUGUAAAAAGUCGAGAAGCACUUAUAAAAAGCUAGGAUUCCUAGCUUUUGUUUCACGACUUCUACUUUUUUCCCAAACACUUUAAUCACUUAUAAGUCUUAACUAACUUCUAACUUAUACUUCAAUUUUUUAUUUUAAGUAAGAAGCACUUAUUUUAAGCUCACCCAAACGGCCCCAUAGUGUCCUGUUGAUUACAAUAUCCACCUGCUCAAAGCUCAACAUAACAUAUGACUACUAUACGACCCU
This is a messenger RNA of Daucus carota subsp. sativus, 3243 nucleotides long. Its product is annotated as phospholipase D beta 1. The transcript is spliced from 10 exons. Lineage: Eukaryota; Viridiplantae; Streptophyta; Magnoliopsida; Apiales; Apiaceae. The coding region runs from base 1 to 2838 and encodes 945 amino acids. Gene Ontology annotation, cellular component: plasma membrane. Gene Ontology annotation, molecular function: D-type glycerophospholipase activity; calcium ion binding. The record is from RefSeq and is a predicted model, not a curated record. Gene Ontology annotation, biological process: phospholipid catabolic process; phosphatidylcholine metabolic process.